GCCCGCUAUCCUCGCGAGAGGUGAGAGGCCAGAGCCGCAGUCUCCGGACUGAGCAGGCUCCAUGGCGGCUGUGCCGCCCCCCUCGCUGGCGCCGUCGCUGCCGUCGGCCGAGGGCGCGGGCGCGCGCUCCCCCGGCGCCUACCGGCCGUUUGAGCCGCAGGCGCUGGGGCUGAGCCCGAGCUGGCGCCUGACGGGCUUUUCGGAGCUCAAGGGCUGAGGCUGCAAGGUCCCGCAGGAGGCGCUGCUCACGCUCCUGGCGGGACUGGCGCGGCCCCCUGGGGCUCCGGCGCUGGAGCUCGGCCCUAUGCCCGUCGGUGGCGAUGGCGGGAACGGGGCCGCUCUCGACGGCCCCGGCCCAGCUCCCGGGCCCUUGGUGAGUGCGGGCGCGGGGGACUGCGAGGGGCUGGGGAUGGGAGGAAUAGGAAUGGAUUCUUGUGUGAUUCCUUUGAGACAUGGAGGUCUCUCACUUGUGCAAACCACAGACUUCUUUUACCCUUUGGUUGAAGACCCUUACAUGAUGGGACGGAUUGCCUGUGCCAACGUGCUCAGUGACCUCUAUGCCAUGGGCAUUACUGACUGUGAUAACAUGCUGAUGCUCCUUGGCAUCAGCCAAAAGAUGAACGAGGAGGAACGAGAAAAGAUCAUGCCCCUGAUGGUCAAAGGUUUUCGGGAUGCUGCUGAGGAAGGAGGUACUUCAGUGACAGGAGGACAUACUGUGAUAAACCCCUGGAUUAUCAUUGGAGGUGUUGCUACUGUUGUCUGUCAGCCUAAUGAGUUCAUCAUGCCAGACAAUGCAGUUCCUGGGGACGUGCUUGUGUUGACCAAACCAUUAGGAACCCAGGUUGCUGUCAAUGCCCACCAGUGGCUGGAUAAUCCAGAGAGAUGGAAUAAAAUAAAGCUGGUGGUGUCCAAAGAAGAAGUCGAAUUAGCCUAUCAAGAAGCAAUGUUUAAUAUGGCUAUGCUGAACAGAACUGCUGCAGGAUUAAUGCACACAUUUAAGGCUCAUGCAGCCACUGAUAUUACUGGCUUUGGAAUUCUGGGACACGCCCAGAACCUUGCAAAACAACAGAGGAGUGAAGUGUCCUUUGUCAUUCAUAAUCUGCCUAUUAUUGCUAAAAUGGCUGCUGUCAGUAAGGCCAGUGGGCGUUUUGGGCUUCUCCAGGGAACAUCAGCGGAAACUUCAGGUGGGCUGUUGAUCUGUCUGCCUCGAGAACAAGCAGCUCGCUUCUGUGCUGAAAUCAAGUCUCCAAAAUAUGGAGAGGGUCAUCAAGCAUGGAUUAUUGGCAUUGUGGAAAAAGGCAACCAGACUGCAAGGAUCAUCGACAAGCCACGAAUUAUUGAAGUGAUGCCCCGGGGAAUGGUUCUGCAUCAUGACAACUCCAGUACCAGCCCAGAGCCUGCUUUGUGAAAUGGCCCACCUGUUCGGACCUCUGAGACCUUGGGAAAAAAAUCACAAAUGACUUAAGAAUUACUUAAUUAUUUGUUUUGGGGAAGGGGAAAUUUCCAAAGAAAUUUGGUCAAAGAGUAAAAUUACUGCUCACUGAGCUACUCUGAGACGAGGAAAGCAGCUGCUUUCACAUGGGUUUCAAAUUAAUUCAUCGUAUUUCAUAUUUUCUACUUUAUGGCUAAGCCUAGCCCACAUUUCCCCUUUCUAGAAGCAAGAUGAGGCUGAUCGCUAAAGGAUUUUUUCAUAAUUGGGUUCCUGGAAAGAGUUGGUUGAAUGGCUUCAUGUAUAAGAAAUGAGGUUAUUUAUUGAAGACAAGGGACACUUUGACAACCACUUAGAUCAUUAGCAAAUAAUGCUGAAACAAGAACUCUGCUAAACCUGUAAUGGGAGACAUGGUGUGCUCAGGAAUUAUUUAUGGAAUUUUUUUCCCUCUGAAGCUAUUGAUUCUUCCUCAUUCUGGCCAAGAAUUGAGCAGCUUGUCCAAAAGUGGGGAAGUAGGCACAGGCCUUGACUCUGUUUAUGAAGCUUCUCUCAUUAAAUCCCUUUCAGGGCUGGAAGAAGCUGAAAAGAUUCCCAGAGCCAAGGCCUUGGCAUUGCUAAAUUUAUGUAAUCUUUGGCUAUCAAUUCCUGGUGAUGUAAUCAAUAAAAAAGGCUCAUUUCUCAGUA
Messenger RNA from Trichosurus vulpecula (common brushtail), 2113 nucleotides. Its product is annotated as selenide, water dikinase 2-like. The record is from RefSeq and is a predicted model, not a curated record. Gene Ontology annotation, cellular component: cytoplasm. Gene Ontology annotation, biological process: L-selenocysteine biosynthetic process. NCBI's taxonomy places the organism in Eukaryota, Metazoa, Chordata, Mammalia, Diprotodontia, Phalangeridae. Gene Ontology annotation, molecular function: selenide, water dikinase activity; ATP binding.